Molecule: messenger RNA, 486 nt
Organism: Mesorhabditis spiculigera
Lineage: Eukaryota; Metazoa; Nematoda; Chromadorea; Rhabditida; Rhabditidae
Source: the annotation of a GenBank genome assembly
AUGAAACAAUUGGUGCUCGUCGUCGCCCUAGCUUUGCUUUGUACAUCAGUUGGUUGGGCGCAGCUGCUGUCGCCGUCACCGCCCGCCAACCCGAAGAACGACGUGUUGAAGGUGAACGACAUGCAAGCCGUCCCAGUUCGCAUUGGUGUCGGGCGCAUAAGCGAUUGGAACAACCCUGAUGUUCGUCUACUGGCCCGUCUCGCCGUCGCCAUUGUUCAGAAGAAGCUCGCCCGGGGAACACCCUUCGAGAAGAUUGGCUACUACAAGGGCCGCGGCGUCAACCAUGUCGACAUGAAAUUCCCUGACCCGAAGCACUUGGCGCCAGUGAUCGACCGCAAACAAACAUACAUCGAUAGCAAGAAAGAGGGCAGGGUAACGGCGAUCUUCCCGACGGUCACCUUGCCCGCGGGCCUCACUCCACCACCGCCCAGAGCCUCAUCAUCACCAGCACCGCCACCAUCGUCCCAACAACCGCCGAAUCGCGAC